Messenger RNA from Actinia tenebrosa (Australian red waratah sea anemone), 1273 nucleotides. RefSeq lists its product as uncharacterized. The record is from RefSeq and is a predicted model, not a curated record. Lineage: Eukaryota; Metazoa; Cnidaria; Anthozoa; Actiniaria; Actiniidae.
ACAAUGGUUGACAAGCAAAAGCAAGCAAUCUCGUACAAGCAUUUCUUUUGUCUUUAUUUAUAUUUUAAACACCAAAAUACCAACUUAAUCUUAAAAGAAAACUCAUCCUAAGAUGACGAUAGAGAAGAGUUUAUAAGCUAUAAUUGAAUGAGACAGGAGGACAAACUAGCUAUGAUACAAAGGGGCUUUACCAACAAAGACAGUCAACGUAGUCUUACCAUAGAAUKCAAGUCGCUUCGAGACCUUGUUCACAAGCUGAGACAAGAGAUUUUGAUGUGUAAUAGUGAGACUCAAAAGGUCAAGGAUCAACUGCAAUGCCUUAUAUACCUGGUGCGAAGAGCGUGGUCUGGAGACACCAUUGCUGCUAUUCAUGUGGCAAACAUAGUUGGUGUUGCUGCUCCAAAGUUUGAAAAGAAUCUGGAAGAAAAAAAAUUUUCAGUUUCUCCAAAGUCCGGUGCUGUAAACAAUUGGGCAAGACUGUGUAUCGGCAUGYUAAACAGGAUGUACCAUGAAGAGGAACUAGAACUACGGGCGGCACAGCUCAUGUAUCUACAGGACCGUGAGGGGUACCUUGAUGAUGAACUGGCUGAUUAUAGUGAUGUCAUGCGUCACCAAAACAAUAUGGCAUUGUUACGGACCAAUACUUACCAGCUCUUACAGGAAAGAGAGGAAGAAGAAAGGAAAGAAAAAAUGGAGAGAAUAGAACAGUUGGAAAAGCAAAGAGUCGAGCUCCAGAAACAGUACCAUAGACAACAUCCACCCCAUAGUCACCUCUACCGAAGACCUUCCCGGGAUAYUGUCAAACCAGAGGUAGAAUUGAACCCUGAUGACUUGAUGUUUGUGAAGCCUGUCAGUCAUUCAAGACCAUCYAGUGGUGUACAUGUACAGAAAAAAAAUCUGGAUCUUCAGAUGAAGGAAUCAACUGACGUGCUACAUGAUUUGGAAGAGGAAGUGAGACAWGGUGGUGAUGUGGCAGUAAGAGAAAAAGUACAAAAUAAGCUGCACUAUCGUUCGCGCACUGCAGACGAGGUUACAACAAACAGGCCAAGACCAAAGACAGCUACAACUGGCAAAGUAUCAAGGCCUCUGAGCAGUGCCAAACCACGCCCAGUAUCUGCGUACUUAACGAAACCCAGGGCAGACAAGCUGCCGGCUAGCGGUCUCUUUAAAACCAGACGCCAGAUAGACUUAAUAGACAGAGACUUAAAACUAACAACGAAGACCUUACAAGAUCGUCUGGGGAUUUGCAAACAAGGAAUGGUUUAGCUUAUCA